Serpula lacrymans var. lacrymans S7.9 is the source of this 591-nucleotide messenger RNA. RefSeq lists its product as uncharacterized. The record is from RefSeq and is a predicted model, not a curated record. Bases 1 to 591 code for a protein of 196 amino acids. Lineage: Eukaryota; Fungi; Basidiomycota; Agaricomycetes; Boletales; Serpulaceae. The transcript is spliced from 2 exons.
AUGCACUAUCUUCAAGCACAACUGGUAAAACCAUUGACAUCACUAACACACUUUGAGAGCCGGGCAAAGGAAGGUGUCAAAUUGGCCAUUAGGCUCUCGGGAGGCUCCAAUGCAACCACAUAUCACUGGAUAAAUACUACAUCUAUGCUAUUACCCGGCUCAGCUAUUAUAGAAAUUGAUGCUGACAUUGAACCAGCUAUUCUAACAGAGAACAUUUUUGCACUCAACCCAGAACAAGUCACCCUAGGGGACAUAUUGGCUGGAGAUAAUGGAGAGGCAGACGAGGAUCAAAAUAAUGAAGAAAGUAAAAAGGUAGCUGAUGUGCAGAUCAUUUUGGAGGCUCUAGAGAUAGAUAUUUGCAAGGACCUUGACUUUGACAAAUUCCCUAUCUUGUCCUACAAUGAAACAGCAAUUGCAGCAGGUUUAACUACAAGGAAAGUGCGAGAACCUCAAGAUAGAUUCCGGCAGCUGGUAUUUAAAGCUAGAGAUAUCACAAUGCUCUCCUCUCUAUCUGCUCCACUCAAUGAUACAUGUGUUAACAGCUGCACCGCCUUGUUAAACUCAGAGUUCCUAUUGCCACAUGCUCAAUGA